AUAUGCGAGUUUAGCGAGAAGAAGCGGAGCGAGUGUGCGGUGCAAUCUUAGAGACUGAGAACAGCCAGCCCGGGGGCCUAGAAAUAGCGUUAACCGCGCUGAGCCGGCUGCCCGAGGAGGAGGGGUUGGGCCUAUGAGAGGGCAGGGCCGCGUCUAUGGCCCAGCCCUGGCCCGUUGUGACAGUGUACAACGCCUGCCACGCGUCGGAACUCGGUGGGGGGCAUCCACGGGGCGCGAGUGACACGCGGGAGGGAGAGCGGUGUUCUGCUGGAGCCGAUGCCAGAAACCAUGCAUUUCUUAUUCAGAUUCAUUGUUUUAUUUUAUCUAUGGGGCCUUUUUACUGCUCAGAGACAAAAGAAAGAGGAGAGCACCGAGGAAGUGAAAAUAGAAGUUUUGCAUCGUCCAGAAAACUGCUCUAAGACAAGCAAGAAGGGAGACCUACUAAACGCCCAUUAUGACGGCUACCUGGCUAAAGACGGGUCGAAAUUCUACUGCAGCCGGACACAAAAUGAAGGCCACCCCAAAUGGUUUGUUCUUGGUGUUGGGCAAGUGAUAAAAGGCCUAGACAUUGCUAUGAUGGAUAUGUGCCCUGGAGAAAAGCGAAAAGUAGUUAUACCCCCUUCAUUUGCAUACGGAAAGGAAGGCCAUGAAGGCAAGAUUCCACCUGAUGCUACAUUGAUUUUUGAGAUUGAACUUUAUGCUGUGACCAAAGGACCACGGAGCAUUGAGACAUUUAAACAGAUAGACACGGACAAUGACAGGCAACUCUCUAAAGCCGAGAUUAACCUCUACUUGCAAAGGGAAUUUGACAAAGAUGAGAAGCCACGUGAUAAGUCAUAUCAGGAUGCAGUUUUAGAAGAUAUUUUUAAGAAGAAUGACCAUGAUGGUGAUGGCUUCAUUUCUCCCAAGGAAUACAAUGUAUACCAACACGAUGAACUAUAGCAUAUUUGUAUUUCUACUUUUUUUAGCUAUUUACUGUACUUUAUGUAUAAAACAAAGUCACUUUUCUUCAAGUUGUAUUUUCUAUUUUUCCCCUAUGAGAAGAUAUUUGAUCUCCCCAAUACAUUGAUUUUGCUAUAAUAAAUGUGAGGCUGUUUUGCAAACU
This is a messenger RNA of Rhinopithecus roxellana (golden snub-nosed monkey), 1105 nucleotides long. RefSeq names its product FKBP prolyl isomerase 7 (gene FKBP7). The record is from RefSeq and is a predicted model, not a curated record. Gene Ontology annotation, molecular function: peptidyl-prolyl cis-trans isomerase activity; calcium ion binding. The transcript has 4 exons. Lineage: Eukaryota; Metazoa; Chordata; Mammalia; Primates; Cercopithecidae. Bases 277 to 942 code for a protein of 221 amino acids.